CUCUCCCUCCCUCUCUCUCCUCCCCUCCCUCUGUCCCUCCCUCUCUCCCUCUCUCUCGGAGCAGGAAUGUGGAAACGGGAGUCCAGGCAGCGCAGCGCAGCGACGCACGUCUCCGCUCCGCAGCGUACGGGAGUGAAUACUUGAUCAUCGCUUCGGUUAAACACAUUGAUGAGAGCAGGAAGUGAUCGGUGAACGGAUUCUGGAGUCACUCCCCCCCCACCACCACCACCACCACCACCACUUUGGAUUUACACACUCAGCUCGGACCUCGGACGCGUCUUUCUCCUUCUCUCUUCCUCGACCGACCGAAGGAGGAAAAGUUUGUCCUUCUGAGAACCCAACGUAUCUGGAGUCCGCAGAUGGGAACCAGCCCUCCGUGCACACCGAGCGCCCCUCACCCCGGCUCUGUGCCAACAUGGACCCGCAGUCACUGAGAAGGUGAAGACUUGCCCGUGUUAAAUGCUCAGUGCGAGGCUUCCCACAACACAGCGACUGCUCAUAUAACUGCCGUCAGUUCAGGGACUGUGUGAACCACUCGCAGGUCGCUUGCCAAUGGCGUCCAGUCUGACAUGUACGGGCGUCAUCUGGGCCCUGCUGUCCCUGCUGUGCGCCGCUGCCUCCUGCGUUGGCUUCUUCAUGCCCUACUGGCUGCUGGGGACACAGAUGGACAAGCCCGUGUCCUUCGGCACAUUCCGCCGGUGCUCCUACCCGGUGAGGGACGAGGAGAGACAGGCCACCGUCAUGCUGGAGCAGUGUGGCCGCUACGCCUCCUUCAACGGCAUCCCGAGCCUGGAGUGGAGGAUCUGCACGGUGGUCACGGGUGUGGGAUGCGGCCUCCUCCUGCUGGUGGCACUCACAGCUCUCAUGGGAUGCUGCAUCUCCGACCUCAUCUCGCGCACUAUUGGCCGCGUGGCUGGUGGCAUCCAGUUUGUUGGAGGUCUGCUCAUAGGAUCAGGCUGCGCACUCUAUCCGCUGGGAUGGGACAGUGAGGAAGUACAACAGACCUGCAACAACAGCUCGGACCAGUUUCAACUAGGUUCCUGCCAGAUCGGCUGGGCCUAUUACUGCACAGGGGCAGGGGCGGCGGCCGCCAUGCUGCUGUGCACCUGGCUGUCCUGUUUCGCCGGGAAGAAGCAGAAGCAGUACCCGUACUGAAGGGAGCACCGGAGAGACGGAGGAGGGGGGGACAGACGGAGACCUCCGCGGUACAAUGAAAGGGAGAGGACUCUGACUCUGUGGACUCGCGGUACAGCACACCAGGCACCAAAGACACCAAGUCACCAUCCUGGUGCUCUGCACAUCAUGGGACAAAUACUCAUCCGACAACUGCAGGGACUGUUCAUUAUGCAGCACACACACACACACACACACACACACACACACACACACACACACACACACACACACACACACACACACACGGUUCCUCUCGUUAAUAGCUGUUCUUAAAUGAAAAAUAAAUGGACCAAUUCCUAUUUGUAAAAUUGUUUCAUAACAAUUUCUGUAAUGAGAGUAUUCUCUUUUUUCCUUUUUUUCUCCUUCUUCUUCUUCUCUAUCGGUUAUUUGAUGUUUAUGUGCUAGUGUGCCCUGUAAUUAAGAGAAAAGUAAUACUGCUUUAUUGUCACGUGAAGUGUUUCUGUCUCUGCCUCAUUUCCCAUCCUUGCCUUAAAAACCCACGGAAACGCAAUAAUCCCUGUUACGUAAAAAGCAAUCCAACACUGACUGCCUGCUUCCUCAACUCAGCCUUUUUCGGGUACCCCAAAAAUCUAAGCAUAGUUUAUUUAACACACACACAUAUAAGAUAUACGUUGUGUAUGAUAAUGUAAUUUAUCAUAUUAGCACAUGUUUUGUAUCCACUGUUCAAAUUAUUCUUUGUCAUUGUUUUGGUUUUUGUAAAUAAAUGUUUCUUGAAUUA
Messenger RNA from Scophthalmus maximus (turbot), 1915 nucleotides. RefSeq names its product LHFPL tetraspan subfamily member 6 protein. The transcript has 4 exons. Lineage: Eukaryota; Metazoa; Chordata; Actinopteri; Pleuronectiformes; Scophthalmidae. The record is from RefSeq and is a predicted model, not a curated record. Gene Ontology annotation, cellular component: membrane. The coding region runs from base 553 to 1155 and encodes 200 amino acids.